UCUCCGAUUGGCCGCUGUCGGGGCGGGGUUGGCGGACCGCUCGCUGAUUGGUGGUCGCGCCGGAAAGGCGGGGCCGGCGGGAGGAGGCCGGGGCGCCAUGGCCACAGCGACGGACCAGCUGGUUGGGUUUGGCUUGGUCGCCUUCAGCCUUGUCCUCUUUGUUUACUACACCGUCUGGAUCAUCGUACUGCCCUUCAUGGACAGCGACCAUGGGAUCCACCAGUUCUUCCUGCCUCGGGAAUAUGCAGUUAUCAUCCCUGUGGCAGCCGGGCUGCUGCUGCUGCUAUUUAUAGGUGUUUUUAUAAUGUCUGUCAUGUGGAAGAGCAGGAAACAUACCAAGAAAUCAGACUGAAGGCCCAGCUGAGGAGAUGAGGAGAUGCCCACGCUGCAGCAUCAUAGCCAGGAACAGACUUUUCCUGCAGCUCCAGGCAGACAUCUCCAAGGUGCCCAGCACUGAGCUGCUCCCACGUUCCCUCCUGCAGAGACUAAACCUGUAGUUUACAAUUCACUGACCAAAGAGAAGCAGGAUUCAUCCAAGGCUCAUCAAGUGAGGGACCAGAGCCCCUGCUGAGGGACCUGCUCCCCAGCUGGGGCUGCCCUGCCCACUCCCUGGGCACUCCUUCCCUUCAGCUCUGGCUCGGCCCAGUAGUCUGGGAAUUUUAUUUAAAAGUUUACCUACAGUUUGUGGGGUUUUUUUGAUUCUAGUCUGAAAGGAGAGAAAUGAGACUUUGGGCUUGGAAAGAACAGGUUUGCCUUCUCCAUUUGCUUCUGGAAGGGCUAAUCAUGGUGCUGGGGGCUCUUGCUCUUCUGAAGAGGGACUCCCAUGAGGCUGGGUGUGCAGAGGGUGCAGGGACAGUGCUGCUCCCUGUGUCCCACCCAGCUGAGGGGGUGGUGAGAUGUCCUGGAUCCCAGGGAAGUGUUGGGUGUGGUUCCCAUCACAGCUCUCAGUCCUGGCUGGAUUCUUGCCCUGGACAGGGCUCCAUGUGCCAGCCAGGCUGGGGCUGAGCAGGCAGGUGUGGUGGCAGUGUCCUUCCCCCAGAGGGUUCCUCUCCUGGCAGCAGCUGCUGCCCUGGCAGCUCCCCUGGACCGUGGCAAGCAGGACCACCCUCAAUAAAGGUCUGUAAGGUCUCA
Serinus canaria (Common canary) is the source of this 1131-nucleotide messenger RNA. It is a transcript of the gene DPM2, whose product is annotated as dolichyl-phosphate mannosyltransferase subunit 2, regulatory. The record is from RefSeq and is a predicted model, not a curated record. Gene Ontology annotation, biological process: GPI anchor biosynthetic process. The transcript has 4 exons. Bases 98 to 352 code for a protein of 84 amino acids. Gene Ontology annotation, molecular function: enzyme regulator activity. Gene Ontology annotation, cellular component: dolichol-phosphate-mannose synthase complex; endoplasmic reticulum membrane. NCBI's taxonomy places the organism in Eukaryota, Metazoa, Chordata, Aves, Passeriformes, Fringillidae.